AUGGAGAAGAACUUGAUCAUCAACGUGACGUGCAAUCCACCUGUUAUUUCUAUUCUUGGCCCUGUAAGGGAAAGCACCAUUGAUAAGCUCAACGCCGUGCUUCCAGGCGCUUGCACCACGACAAACACUGAAAAGGUCGAGUUUGCGUUUGUACGAAAAGAGGAACCUCCGCACUGGUACGGUGAGCUUAAGACUCAUUUUGCCAGCGAAGAUAUUGGGCAGUCGCAGCUUUUUGUCGCGUUACUCGAUGCAGUGGAGGAGGAGGGUAUGUGGAGGCUGUGUGGCAGCAACGCGAUCAACCACGACUUUGACAAGGCCACACAUAACUUCUUCUUUGUUCGUGCGUAG
Trypanosoma conorhini is the source of this 348-nucleotide messenger RNA. RefSeq lists its product as uncharacterized. The record is from RefSeq and is a predicted model, not a curated record. The transcript has a single exon. The coding region runs from base 1 to 348 and encodes 115 amino acids. NCBI's taxonomy places the organism in Eukaryota, Euglenozoa, Kinetoplastea, Trypanosomatida, Trypanosomatidae.